AUGCCUCCAAUUCAACUCUUCGGACCCACGUGCGUUUUUGUUUCAUCAAAUGAUGAAAUUUUUAUCGCUGAUUGCAACAAUCAUCGAAUUAGAAAAUUAAAUAAUCAGAAAAUCAUGACAGUAGCAGGGAAUGGUGAAUUGGGGUUUUCGAGUGAUGGUGGAUUGGCAAUUAAUGCUAAAUUAAAUUAUCCAAAUGGUGUGUUUGUUGUAAAGGAGGAAGUAUAUAUUGCAGAUUAUCAUAAUCAUCGAAUUAGAAAGGUUUCGAAUAAUGGAAUAAUUGAAACGAUUGCUGGAAAUGGAGAAGGUGGAUUUGAAGGAGAUAAUGGUCCAGCUAUUAAUGCCAAAUUAAAUUAUCCAACGAGUGUGUUUGUUUCAGAAAAUGGAGAAGUUUAUAUUUCGGAUUAUCUGAAUAAUCGAGUUAGAAAGGUUUUACAAAACGGAAAUAUUGUAACAAUAGCAGGAAAUGGAAAAUUAGGAUGUUCAGGAGAUGGUGGUUUGGCAAUUAAUGCCGAGCUCAACUGUCCAAUGAAUGUAUUUGUAUUCAACGAAGAGGUAUAUAUUACGGAUUCAGCAAAUCAUCGUAUUAGAAAGGUUUCGAAAAGUGGAAUAAUUGAAACGAUAGCUGGAAAUGGAAACGAAGGAUUCAGUGGAGAUGACGGAUUGGCCACUCAGGCUCAACUCAAUUGUCCAAUGAGCACAUUUGUAAACUCUAAUGGAGAAAUUUAUAUUACAGAUUCUAAUAAUUUUAGAAUUAGAAAGGUUCUAAAAGUGGAAUAA
Molecule: messenger RNA, 777 nt
Organism: Naegleria gruberi
Lineage: Eukaryota; Heterolobosea; Eutetramitea; Acrasida; Naegleriidae
Exons: 1
Coding region: 1-777 (258 amino acids)
Molecular function (GO): protein binding
Source: RefSeq, a predicted model, not a curated record